AUGCUCAACCCGCACGAUGCCGCUGGAGCACAGUUUCCCAGCAGCGGCGAGGUGACUGGCAAUGCCCACCACCCAACCGGGCCCGCCUUUUACCUCCAAGAGCACGGCGGCUUUGACUUUGCGAAUGUGGCCGAGGGCCUCCGUGAACGCGGCCAGUCGGCAGAUGACGCACUGCACGUGGGCACCACAGUUGAGCUGAAUUUGCUGCCCGCGCUGUCUACGCACCCGCUGCGAACGCUCGAUCCCGCCAGCGCGCAGGUGCACGUGCUGGCGGCGCUGCCCUUUGCCUCACACGUCCUCUCACUGGCUGAGGGCGACCCAAGCUCCCACGUGCGGCGGAUGAUGGCUUUUGCGUAUGAGCUGCGAAAGAGCCGCGCGUUCGUUGAGCAUCAGAUUCCGUUUGUCCUUAUAUACCCGCACUCGAACCCCACGCUGAUGGGAAACGAGGCUCUGGCCGCACUCUCCCUCGGCAGCCUCAUCGUGGCCACCUCGGAUCCGGUCUUUGCCCGUCCGACCCGGCACGAGCUCGCUUCUGCAGAAUUCCAUCAAGCAUAUCGAAGGGGAAUCACGAUACCCUACCUUGGGUCACGCAAUCAGGCGGCGGCGGUUGGCAGGAAGAGAGCAGGCCCCGUGGGAAACGACGCGUGGGAUAAGUUUCAGCGGCGCUUUGGCUACAAAGCUAACCCGACUGGCAUCGCGACAGCCCUGCUGCGUGAGCUGGGCGUGCGCCUACCUUCAUGCCACGCACCAGCUAAUGGUGGCCUUCCCACCAGGCACCGCAGCUUGUGCCCCUAUAAUCCGGCAGCUGGCGGCCAGGCGAGCCGGAGGCUGUCCUUGUCCAGCGGCGCCGCCGGCCUACGGGCGCGCAUCAGCAGCCUCGGCCGCACGAACGGAUCGGCCGUCGCGCGGGUCGCGACCGUGCAUCGGCGGCUGGCGCUCGCGGUGGAGAUGGGCGCGCAGAUUGGGUGGUCUUUGCUGCUGCUCUCCCUUCUGCUCAUCGUACCAAUCGCAUGGGCCAUCCUCUCCCCGCCCCGGGACGACUACGACGAGCCGCCCGCACCCACAGACGGUAACGAGGAGCCAACUUCCCCACGAUCGCCCCUUUUCAGAGCCAAAGAGACACGAUCCGACGAGACAAAAUCGUGA
This is a messenger RNA of Emiliania huxleyi CCMP1516, 1146 nucleotides long. RefSeq lists its product as hypothetical. The record is from RefSeq and is a predicted model, not a curated record. The transcript has 2 exons. The coding region runs from base 1 to 1146 and encodes 381 amino acids. NCBI's taxonomy places the organism in Eukaryota, Haptophyta, Isochrysidales, Noelaerhabdaceae.